AUGGUUUUCCGACUCGUGUUGGUCCUUGCCUUAGUGGCUCAUGCAGUAGCGAUCCCAGCUCCCCAGGCGACACCUGCUCCAUCCGCUGCCCGCGCCUUCAAUGGAAUCCCGAUUCCUGGCAUUGGCACUCUGCUUGGCGUUGAUACAGCCAUUUCAACAGGGACGACGACCGUUGGAGGGAAAGCUUGUCCAACCUUUACGGGAGGAGGUACCCUCUACCUGAUCAAUUCGACCAACGUCCUCGGCCUGGGCGAUGCAACUAAUCAUGUGGACGGGCACUUCGACUUGACAUGCAAAGUGCUGUCCAAUGGCGAUGUGGUGCCGGACCUCAAAUUGUAUGGCGGCCAGGACGAGCAUGAGCAUUUGACGAUCCCAGGCGUCCUCACCUUUAGUGAUGGCACCGGGACAAUCUCAUCAGUCCAGGGCAUGGAUCAGGGCUACGUCUCCGUCGACAGUCUAUCUGGCGCCUCCGGCUGACUUCCCGUGGGCGACAUCAGCGUCGAACUCUUUGGGCAGACGUUUGACUUUGGAGACCUCAAUGGCUUCCAAAUCAACAGCGACGGGCUUUCGGGAAGUGUCGGAGGAUCUGCAUCGCAGAAGGGAGGCUUGGGCGGCGCUGGCUCAGCCCAAGGCAUCCUUGGUGCAGGUACGCAGCUGGGUCAUGCCGGUGGUGCAGUCAUAUACAGCACUACCGCUCUUGCCAGCGGCGAGCUGGGUGCAUCCAACAUCGCUGGCGAGGUCCCCGGUGCAGGCGCCACUGGCGCGCUGGGCCCCAUCACGAUCAAGUUCCCUCCC
Messenger RNA from Acaromyces ingoldii, 795 nucleotides. RefSeq lists its product as hypothetical. Bases 1 to 477 code for a protein of 158 amino acids. The transcript has 3 exons. The record is from RefSeq and is a predicted model, not a curated record. NCBI's taxonomy places the organism in Eukaryota, Fungi, Basidiomycota, Exobasidiomycetes, Exobasidiales, Cryptobasidiaceae.